Mycena citricolor is the source of this 1870-nucleotide messenger RNA. Lineage: Eukaryota; Fungi; Basidiomycota; Agaricomycetes; Agaricales; Mycenaceae. The record is from the annotation of a GenBank genome assembly.
GUUUUUCAUCAACAUACUUCCAACCUGAGCCAAACGCGCCUUGCCACAAACCACCAUCUUUACAAGAGACGUCUACGUGUUUCCUUUAGACCGCCAAAUUAGAGAUGGAUCCCCGGCGUGCUCGCGAUCCACGUUUAGCUCGUGCUGACCCACGCUUCCAAAGACCUACUCCAACACCUACACCCCCGUACCCCAACUAUGAGAAUGGCCACGCUUCACAGUCAUAUCAGCAACCGCCUCCCGUGGCCGUAAAUCCUGUUCCUGUCCUUCCGGUGCCUACCUACAAACAACGACCACUAUUCUGUGUCGUUUGCGCCAGUAAUCAAAAUCGGUCGAUGGAGGGUCACUUGGUGCUGUCCAAAGCAGGUUUUCGAGUCGUCUCGUCGGGCACUGGUUCUGCCGUACGGCUUCCGGGCACAGCAAUCGACAAACCCAACAUCUACAGCUUUGGCACGCCAUACAAUACCAUGUAUGAGGAACUCAGUGCCCAGGACGCCAGGCUGUAUACUGCAAAUGGUGUGCUACAGAUGAUCGACCGAAAUCGUCACCUCAAGCUGGCCCCCGAGAAGUGGCAUGAGAUGCGGGCGGUAGCUGACAUAGUCAUUACGUGCGAGGAGCGAUGUUUUGACGCUGUGUGUGACGAUCUUAUGGCCCGUGGUGGUGAACUCAACCGUCCUGUCCACGUCAUCAAUGUAGAGAUCAAGGAUAACCACGAAGAGGCUUCCAUUGGUGGACAAGCCAUCCUCGCGCUCGCAACUGCAAUCGAGCAGGCUCAAGACAUUGACCAGGAGAUGGAUACCAUCUUGGAAAAACACCAAGAGACACAUCCCCACAAUAUCUUACAUGUCGUUGCAUAUUACUAGUCUUCUUUGUAUGUAUUGUAUUACCACCGUGUAUUCCUUGUGUAGCUCUUUUAUCUGAUCUCAUGUUGGAGAAUUAACAAACGCGACAGACUGAUUGCGCUGUCACAUUGAUACUUCCACGUGACGCUUACGCGGUCCGACGCGUCUUCCUCAUAUUCACAUACCAUGGCCAGUGCCGACGGAGGUGCAUACAGCUAUUCUCUCACAGUCUUCUCCCCGAGCGGCAAGCUCGUGCAGAUCGAGCAUGCGCUCGCAGCAGUUUCUGCGGGAACAACCAGUCUUGGGAUCAAGGCGUCGAACGGCAUCGUGAUCGCCACGGAGAAAAAGUCCUCCUCAAUCCUCAUUGACGACUCGAUGAUCGACAAAGUCGCAGUGAUCUGCCCCAACAUCGGCAUCGUCUACUCGGGAAUGGGCCCUGAUUUCCGUGUUCUCAUCGCAAAGGCGCGCAAGAGCGCUCAGGCGUACUGGAAGAUGUACGGCGAAUAUCCGCCAACACGAGUGUUGACGCAGGAGAUUGCGACUGUCAUGCAACAGGCCACACAGUCCGGGUCUUGGUGUGCGGCCGUAUGGUGUCUCGCUGCUCGUUGCUGGCUGGGAUUCGACUCGGGGACCAACGUUAUACCAGGUCGACCCUCGGGGUCUUUCUGGGCGUGGAAAGCCAGUGCGAUUGGGAAGAACAUGGUGAACGCGAAGACUUUCUUGGAGAAACGGUAUAACGAGGAUAUCAGUUUGGAGGACGCGAUCCACACCGCUCUAUUGACACUGAAGGAAGGGUUUGAGGGGCAGAUGACGGAGAAGACGAUAGAGAUUGGCGUUGUUACCGUCCCUACGUUGGCUGAGCAGGAAGCCUCGCAGGUUGGGAUCGAGACGGGGCGACCAAAGCCUACGUUCCGUAAAUUGACGGAAGAGGAAGUACGGGACUAUUUGGCAUUGUAGAUGACGCAAUUUCCUGUUUGCUAUCUGUACGCUCAGGCUGUGCUCGACAGUCCGAUGUUCUUAUCUCUCUU